GCUGGACACAAGCCCUGCAUCAUCAACUGAUUCACUAGGGCCAUGUCAGUGGCAGCGUCUGUGACAGACUCUGCCUCUAUACUGCCUUCUCUGUGGAAAAGGCAAGUGGCUAUGUCUGAGGCUAUCAGAGCGCUUCAAACUUGGGCUCCUCACACGAAGGACUUGAGGCUGGCCCCGGUGCCAGGACUUUCAUGUGCCAGGUUGGGGAUCCUGUUGUUCUUGGUACUGAUUUCUCUGCCAAGCCUGUACUGUGACCUGGGCUCACUACAUCACUCUUCCUAUGAAAUAGUCAUUCCCAAGAGUCUGACAGUGGAAGGAAGGGAAGACCAAGUGGAAAAGCUCUCGUACGUGCUAUUUAUGCAGGGCCAGAGGCAGCUGAUUCACCUGACGGUGAAGAGAGACUAUUUUGUGGAUAACUUCCCGGUCUUCAGCUACCACAAUGGCAUCCUGGGGCAAGAAAUGCCUCCCGUCUCGCAGGACUGUCACUAUGAAGGCUACAUAGAAGGAGUCCCAGGUUCUUUUGUUUCUGUCAACACCUGUUCAGGCCUCAGGGGCCUCCUGAUUAAGGAGGAAAAAUCCUAUGGCGUUGAGCCCGUGCACUCUUCCAAACGGUUUGAACACGUGUUGUACGCCAUGGCCCACGAAGCUCGCGUCUCCUGUGGCGUCACGUCCAAAGACAGCCAAGUGGCGUCCACCAGCCGGCGACCGGAGAGCGGCAAGCCUCACAGCUGGCAGGUGCCAUCCGACUUGUGGUCACAUAUCAAGUACGUGGAGAUGUUUGUCGUGGUCAACAACCAGCGGUUCCAAAUGUGGGGCAGUGACGUCAAGCAGACAGUCCAGAGAGUAAUGGACAUCAUCGCUCUGGCCAACAGCUUCACAAGGGGAAUAAACACAGAGGUGGUGCUGGCUGGAAUGGAGAUUUGGACUGAGGGGGACCUCACAGAGGUCCCCGUGGACCUGCAAGUUGCACUCAGGAAUUUCAACAGCUGGAGACAAGAGAACCUCUUCCAUCGUGUCAAGCAUGAUGUUGCCCACAUGAUCGUGGGACAGCAUCCUAAAGAGGAUACGGGGCAGGCAUUUCUCAGUGGUGCCUGCUCCAGUGAUUUUGCAGCAGCCGUGGAAUCUUUCCACCACGAGGAUGUCCUCCUGUUUGCAGCACUCAUGGUCCACGAGCUUGGACACAACUUGGGUAUUCGGCACGACCAUUCGGCCUGCAUUUGUGAAGACAGGCCCUUCUGCCUCAUGCAUGAAAACAUCACUAAAGAAAGUGGCUUCAGCAACUGCAGCUCUGACUUCUUCCACCAGUUCCUCUGGGAACACAAGGGGGCCUGCCUGUUUAACAAGCCUGGGCACAAAGGCCGCUUACGGAGGGCUUCCCGCUGUGGCGACGGCAUUGUAGAAGGACCUGAGCAGUGUGACUGUGGGUCUAAGUGUGAAAUGCACCCAUGCUGCGACACCAGAUGUAUGCUGAGAGAGCAUGCAGAAUGUAGUGAUGGACUCUGCUGUGAUAAAUGUCGCCUGAGAUUCAAGGGAUUCAUGUGCCGUGCUGCUUUGGGAGAGUGUGACCUCCCAGAGUAUUGUAAUGGUUCCUCGGGAGAAUGUCCCAGAGACAGCUAUAAGCUAGAUGGCACAAUGUGUGAUAGAAUUCACUACUGUGCUGGAGGUCGGUGUAAGAACCCUGACAAUCAAUGCAUGGAUAUCUACGGGUCCCCUGCAAGGUCCGCCCCAGAAAUCUGUUACGUUUCAAUGAACACAAGAGGGGACCGGUUUGGAAACUGUGGUACCACCAGCUCACCGAGGUUAACAUAUCUGAAGUGUGCAGGUGAUAACAUAUUUUGUGGGAAACUUAUAUGUACAAAUGUAAGAGAGGUGCCACAAAUCAAACCCAAUCAUACACUGAUCCAGGUCACUCACAACGAUGACUGGUGCUGGAGCAUGGAUGCCUAUGACACUGCUGAUAUCCCUGAUGAUGGAGAUGCACACACUGGCACUCUCUGUGCCCCACACAAAGUCUGCAUGAAUCACUUGUGUACUGAUCACACCUCACUUGGGUAUAGCUGUGAAACAACAAAAUUGUGUAACGGGAAAGGAGUUUGCAACAAUUUUAGGCACUGCCAUUGUGAGGAAGGCUAUGCGCCCCCUGACUGCAAAGAUCCAGGAGACGGUGGUAGUGUGGACAGUGGUCCUCCUAGCACAUCAAUUCAACUUUCAAGUGAAGGUCAAAGUGAAACUUCUAAGACUCGUAGCUUUCAGAUUGAAUACUUGGGCAACAUUGUUUUCAUAUUACCAUUGUUACUUUUAAUAUUUUUGGUAAUUGUAUUACUUGUUAGCAUCAAGACUGGAGUUGAGACAAUAGAGUCCCCACCGCAUACCUCAGAGGUGGAUUCAGAGGAAAGCAGUAGUGAGGUAUUCAUAAUGGAGCUCCUCCCCGUGGGGAUAUUAGAGGAGGCAGAGGAGGGUCUCCUACCAGAGCAGGGACCUCCACCAGAGGUACCCCCCCCCCAGGGGGCACCCCCCCACCAGAGGCACCUCCACCAGCAGGACCUCCACCGGCGGCGCCCCCCACCGGAGGCCCCCACCACCAGGACAGCCAGCAUCAUAAGAGGCAGCAGGUGA
Messenger RNA from Capra hircus (goat), 2616 nucleotides. RefSeq names its product disintegrin and metalloproteinase domain-containing protein 1a-like. Gene Ontology annotation, cellular component: sperm head plasma membrane; plasma membrane; external side of plasma membrane. The transcript has a single exon. Lineage: Eukaryota; Metazoa; Chordata; Mammalia; Artiodactyla; Bovidae. Gene Ontology annotation, molecular function: metalloendopeptidase activity. Gene Ontology annotation, biological process: binding of sperm to zona pellucida; male gonad development; proteolysis. The record is from RefSeq and is a predicted model, not a curated record. The coding region runs from base 43 to 2616 and encodes 857 amino acids.